Messenger RNA from Diaporthe batatas, 2225 nucleotides. RefSeq lists its product as uncharacterized. The coding region runs from base 500 to 2008 and encodes 502 amino acids. The transcript has 2 exons. NCBI's taxonomy places the organism in Eukaryota, Fungi, Ascomycota, Sordariomycetes, Diaporthales, Diaporthaceae. The record is from RefSeq and is a predicted model, not a curated record.
CAGGGGGUCGCAAAGGCUCCCGCUGGCGGAACUCCUGACUCUCAUGCACCUCUGACGUACUUGGCCGAGUAAGGAUGUCGGGCAAGCAUGCUUGGGGGUUUUUUCUACUCUCGGCUUUGCUUCCUUCUGUCCUCGGUCGUUUGUGUGCACACCAUACGCGGGACGAGGUCUGCCUUGCUGCAUUCCGAAACCGAGACACCUCCUCCCCUCCCUUCUACUAUUCCGACGUGUAAACCGGAAUGGAGGGGAGUUGUGGGCGUGUGAUCUCGGUACGUCCCCUUGGCUGGGGAGACCAGCUGUGGUCAAGGUCACAGUACUUCUCCUGGCAUUCCUGGCUGCUCCAUUCCUCACACCGUGUUGUUGUUUUCUCUCACGGCAUGUGCCUUUCGAUGCCCAUGAGCGCAACGAAGCAGCGUCUGCUGCUAUCAAUUACAUAUAUGGCCGAUCCUGCCAUUUUGAAGCCUUCGUCGGCCCCCUUGACUGGGUCUCGAGCUUCGUCAUGACUUCCGCAGCUGUGCCGGCGCCUGAUCAACUUUGGAUCUUUUAUGGUCCAUUUCUUACUCGAACCCCGGUCGUGAUGGAGAAACCCACUAGGCUGGCCGACCUCAAGCUCGUCAACAAAUACUACCCAUCUGUAUCCAACUAUUCAUAUCCGAGGCACGAUUCGAUUACAACACAUCGUUGCGAGAACCCACUUACUGGUCGCUCUUCGGUCGGCUCAGAAUGCUCGGUGCCUGAGAUGGUCGAUGACCAGGAGUCAGACAUCUCGGCAGAGGACACCAACCAGUCUCAUAUUGUAUGUGACGAGACUUUCGAUUCGUUCUGGGAGGACUCGGAGGCCUUCUGGGGCAUUGAAUCUGGAGAGAGAAGCAACACAAUCCUCAUCGGCCCGACCACGCACUCCACAGCUUCCCAACAGGAAGGCGGCAGGACGCUGCCACCGGAAACUGGUCGGCAUGCUCCACACAGGAGCGUAGAUAACGUCGAGAAUGAUUCAAAGCCAUGCUGGCCUCUGGUAGCUGCUGAUCCCUGCGUCGCGCCGACACCGAAACCAUCCAAAGCCAUCUACUCUCUGUUUCCGCCGCCGACCGCAGCACCGCAACAUGGUCUACUACUUAGGCGGCCAGGCGGUGGUCAAACUGGAAGGAAUGAAAUUCCCCGUGACACGCUGAAACAGCUCGCUCCAACAGUCUCGUUGCCUCUCCCCAACAGACGCAAGAAACCUAGGAAGCUUCAUCUUCCAGCCUCAGAUGGAGCCAUCCGCUAUGACAGCUCGUCAUUGACGCAGUCAGCCCCCGGCACCCCGACCUUUCUGAUAGCAUCGCCCACUGCUGUUGCCUUUUCCAGGCGAAGUCAACAGACCCUUCCCUCUCAGAGAAAUUUUAGUCUUUCAAGGGCCCACUCAGAUAUCAAAAUCGUCCACUGCCCGCCCUCAGACAUCAUUUCACAGGCACCACCAACGCAACUCGCCGUACCAGCCCAGACUCAAGAUGUGCCUCGUGGCCGAAAAACACACCAAAGAACUCACUCGCAGCUGCGACAGUCCAUUUCUGCGAAUGAGGUACCCUCAAAUCUAAGGAUAACACCAUCGCCUACCAACGGCGCUGCACAAGCGCCGCGUAACCCGACCGGAAACUCACGGCCUACAACGCCGCAGACACAACAGACGGUGCUGCCCGUGUCGGUCUUUGAUUUCGACUCGGACUCGGACUCGGACGCCGACAGCGCCGCCAACUUCGCAAGGAGGAUCGUCAAGAAUCUGACGCCGCACAAGCGGUCUCGCAGCGCGUCGGCCGCGCCGCGCUCUCGCAAGGGCAGCGACAUUGCCGAGAAGCAGCUGAGGAGGGCACGUGCCGAUACAGUCACUUCUGCGACAGAGGGGCAGUCGCCGCCGGCCAACGAGGAAACCGGGCUUGAGGACAAGGAGAACGAUGGACCGCAUGCCGUGCCGGCCCUAAGAAGACAGAAGAGUGAGGUGUUUGGGACUAUUUUCGGGCGAAAGCGGUGAUCACGUCUCGGUUUUCUAGCAUUUAAAAUACUUUAGGGAUGAGGAAGCAUUGGUAUCAUACAUGAUUGGAUGACCUGCAAGAUCACAUGUAUGGUAUGAUACAAAUGGUUACUUGGAUACAUAAAACUGAAAGCUACCUAGGUAUUGAAACAAGGCUGCUACAGAACGUGUUAUCAUGGUGAUGGAUUUGUAGAAUAAGGCUCAUCCUAUUCUUGUG